AAUUCAAGUACCCUCUGGUACAUAACUUCAUGUUAUUGAAUUCUAAUGUAAAUGACUAGUUUACUUGGUAAAACAGACAGCUCCCAGUAGAACAUCUGAAAUGUCUGCAGUUGGUCGACUUCCAGCAGCCCUUCAAGGGAUCGAUAUCAGAGAAAUGCUUGCUGGCGCAUCCUUCAUGGAUGGGGCAACUAGGACGAAAGUGGUGAAGAACAACCCUGCUGCAUUGCUUGCUUUAUGUUGGUAUUGGGCUUCUGAUGGUGUAGGAUCUAAGGACAUGGUAAUUCUUCCUUACAAAGACAGCCUUUUGUUAUUCAGUUGGUAUCUACAACAAUUUGAUUUGGAUGGCAAUCAGGUCAAUCAAGGGCUUACUGUUUAUGGGAAUACAGGAAGCACAGAUCAGCAUGCGUAAGUUAUUUUUUGAUAAAGUAAUGCCACUAUUACUU
Eucalyptus grandis is the source of this 443-nucleotide messenger RNA. RefSeq names its product glucose-6-phosphate isomerase 1, chloroplastic-like. The record is from RefSeq and is a predicted model, not a curated record. Gene Ontology annotation, molecular function: carbohydrate derivative binding; monosaccharide binding; glucose-6-phosphate isomerase activity. Gene Ontology annotation, cellular component: cytosol. Lineage: Eukaryota; Viridiplantae; Streptophyta; Magnoliopsida; Myrtales; Myrtaceae. Gene Ontology annotation, biological process: gluconeogenesis; glycolytic process; glucose 6-phosphate metabolic process. The transcript is spliced from 5 exons. Bases 101 to 409 code for a protein of 102 amino acids.